UUAAUCAUACUUGUCUGUUCCAGCGUUUUCAUGACAUUGAUUUGGUAUCGACAGCAAACAUUGCAAGUUUGAUUGCUGAACUAGACGAAACACGUUAGGCUUGACAAAAUGUCGAAGGUGGAGGAAAAUGAAGAAACUCAGGUUACAGAAGAAAUAGAUAAUUUACAAAUGUCAAGAGGAGAAAAACCAGAACCAUGUGACUUCAAAUUCAACUUUACAAAAGCGAAAGAAAAGUUUGUCUUGGAUGAAGGAGGCAACAAAAUAAAGUUUGGUGAUAUCUACAAACACCAGAAAACGAUAGUUAUUUUCACAAGGCAUUUCCUGUGCUUUGUGUGCAAAGACUACAUUGAAGAUUUAGCCAAGGUUCCAUUAGAAUAUCUACAGGAAGCUGGUGUGAGAGUAGUUGUGAUUGGUCCUGCUCCUGACAAGUUUAUAAGUGCCUUCAAGAAAGAGACGGGGUUUAUGUAUACCAUGUACACAGAUCCAGACAGAGAACUUUAUAAAUUAUUGGGAAUGAAGAGCAACCCAGAAUAUGGAAAGAAUACUAAAAAUAAUAAACACCUCAAGCAUAACAUGAUAUCAGGAAUUCUAAGCAGUACAUGGAGGGCCAUGCAAAGCCAGGAAUAUCAGGGGGAUGUCCGACAACAAGGGGCAGAGUAUAUCCUAGGACCAGGAGAUGAAGUCCACUUUAUGCAUCUUUGUGAAUGUACCACAGAUCAAACUCCUAUAAAUGACCUGCUACACCUGGCCGGGGUCAAACAAGUUAGUUUUCCUAAGGACAGACGAGUCAUUGAUGUGUAACUUGUGCUGCAACAUGUGCCUAUGUGUUCAAUCAAUGUAAUAUUCAUUAGGGGUGUAACGAUAAGAUAAAGUGUGUGAUGGUAUAUAUCAUGAUACCUAUGUAUUGAAAUAUUUCACUUUUCGUAAUUUAUUAAGUUAUGUGUCUCUGUCCAUAAAUGAAAAAUUCUCUGUCAUAGUGUGAAAAGAUAAAAUGUGAAGAUUUUUUUGUUGUCUGUUCUCAAAUGCAGUAUGGAACAGUUAAUAAGUUCUGAACAGAUGAAAUCACUUUUAUUUAGUUACAGUACAUGAAAAAGAAAUAGCAUAAAUUGCUUUAAAUGAAAACAAAUUAUGGUACAUAGGUUUACAGUUUUGUCAAGGCAUAUAUAGUUUUUGUAUACAAAACAUUUUUGUAUUGCCUUUUUGAGUACAUUGUUACACCCCUAAUAUUUAUGUCCAGUUGUGUCAUAAUUUCAUUUGUUAAUCACUUGGACACUUUUUUUGUCACAUUUGUUAAAUUAAUGCAUUAUGACAUCAUCGGUUUUAUGCAAUCAAUGAGAUGCUCAAUUUUGUAUCAUUACAAAAGAAGGAUAUUUAGUUUAGAUGCUUAUAUAAUGAACUCUUUCACAUUUUUCUCUGUGAAUUUUUGUAAGGACUUCCAUCUGAAAGGCUGAAAACGGAUGAACAAUAUUGUGAUUUUGUAUUUAUACAUGUAUGUCAGGAUGUAUAUAUGUGUACAGUGUUUAUUUAUACCAUACUUAAUAUCAUGUCAGGGUGUAUGAAUUUAUGUUAUAUUUACAAUUUUAUCAGGAAUUGUUAACUUAAUUAAUACAUUUAUUUCUAUACCUUUGUUAAGUUUUGCUUUAUACAUGUACAUGAUUAAUAUACUGAGUUUAAUUUCUGUUGACAGUGAUUUGAAAUGUGAUGCCUAUAAUUAU
Saccostrea cuccullata (small rock oyster) is the source of this 1715-nucleotide messenger RNA. Its product is annotated as peroxiredoxin-like 2C. The transcript has 7 exons. Bases 109 to 801 code for a protein of 230 amino acids. NCBI's taxonomy places the organism in Eukaryota, Metazoa, Mollusca, Bivalvia, Ostreida, Ostreidae. The record is from RefSeq and is a predicted model, not a curated record.